CAAUCUUCCUAGUGUUUUCAGACCGUAACAUACACAGUAAAUGUGUUCCUGAUUAUAUAUGCUCUUUACAUUAUUCACCAUUUAAUGUGUUCCUGAUUUAUAUGUAUAUCAGCUGUAACUAAAAACAUUUUGUUUACAGGUUGCAUAAUGCCGGCUCAACUCUGAGUGAUCCUUGCGGAUCAAUAUGUCCAUAAAGUUGUACUACCAUCUGGAAUCCCUGAGACAGUGGAUGAGCUUCACUCACUCAUUUGUGAUAGAUUUUCCAUUGCCAGAGACUUCUGUCUUCACUAUAAAGAUGUUGAUUUUGGUGAUGAGUUUUUCACCCUUUUUUCUACAACUGACCUCAAGGAUAAGGACACAAUCAAGGUUGUGUUUCUCCAGGACCACGAGCCUACAGUAACUUUAAACUUGACUGAUGUGACCAACAUGACGGAUGCGACCAACAUGACUGAUGUGACCAACAUGACUGACCAGUCUUUGGAGGAGCACAAUGUGGAUGACACCUCAUCUGUGUCAACCGAUGAUACACUGAUUCUCUCAUCAUCUCAAGAUAGUCCAGGCCACCGUUCCCAGUGCUGGCCCGCUCAGUUUUCAAUUCCCAGCUUUUCUAGCUUCACAGAGAUCCAAAUUCAGUCAGCCAAUGAGUGCUUCAAAAAACAUGGGACUCUUUUGACUGCAAAAGAAUUCAUUCCACUACUCCCAGACAUCCUUGGAAAACUAGGGGAGGCGAUUUAUGAAUACACUGCUUAUCCAUCCAGUCUGCAGAUCAGUGAGGUAGCAGAGGCCCUCACUCAAAAGCAUCCCUGCCUCAAAGAACCAGGGUCCUUUAAUGGGUCCUAUGGAUGGGCGCAGCGCCUAAAAUAUAAGAUGAACAAUUUCAGAAGCAAACUUCGAGGUCUCGGUUGCCCUGAAGUUGAAGUGAACUCACUCAAGAGAAAAACAACACAUGACCAGUAUCCAGCAAAGAAUCUGAAAAAAACAAAGAAGGCUGAGGUGAAUUACCUACCCCCUCAUGGUCAAGGUGAAACUACUGCAAGUUUGGAAAAAGAGAGAGUGGAGCUCCUAAGCGAAGUGAUGAAAAGGGACAACUCCAAGGUGGUAGCUCAGAAAAUGGCCAAGACGUUCAGCCUUCGUCGGGAGGAAAUAGUGAAUGAGGCCCCUGCCAUAAGUGACUUCAUGAAGCGCUGGCCUGCGCUUUUUAGUGAAGCACAGAUCUGUGAAGAAUUCAAGAGGAUAACAACAGUUAGCCUUGAAUCGACCUUUCUGGCCAAGCUUGACCAAUGCACCCCGAAACUGAUGGCCUUGACCCAAUCAAAAGGAGGAGCUGCAGGACUGAAGAUGAGGCACAUUAAGGACAUGCUUCUUGAGGACAACACAGUUGAAAGGCGGAGAGAAGUUGCCAUUCGCUGCCUCAUAGUUUACCUCGGAGAGAAGGAGGAAGAACUUUUCAAACAGUACAGUGACGUGGAGGAGCUCGACACAGACCUUCUGAUGCAAGUGAUGAAGAUUGCCAUCAUCGGUGACCGUGCAACCAUCGUAGUCGAGGGAACCAAAGUCCUGCAGAGGUUUGAUGUCGCCAGAUCCUGUGCUUUGCUGAUGGGAGUAAUAUAUGCUCUAAACCUUAGCUAUCCCAAGCAGUUGAAAUUUACUUUUGAGGCAUUCCAGAAGCUAUGCCUUGGGCUUGACGGACAGAAAGCCAGCUCUAAAAUAAUGAAUCUCAAGUAUGGUAUUUUCUAGAGCGGGCUUGAUCCACCUUGCAUGAGGGAGAAGCUCACAUCACACACACACGCACACACACGAGCAUGCAUGCACGCACACACACACACACAGACACACACACAAAACAUCAUCACUAUCUAGACUGCGUACAAGUUUCUGUUGGACACGGAGCAUCAUGGUAAAUACAAAUGCAGAUGCUUAUUAAUAUACAGUAAGGAUUAAAAACAAAUCUAUGUCAACAUAUGUAAAAGAACCCUAACUUUUAUUCUAAUUGGAUUCACAAUACAUUUAUAUAUAUAAAAAAUGACAAUAAUAGGGGGAAGGCAAUAUCAGUCCCUUGCUUGGUUGAUCCACUGCUUUAUCUCAUCAACAACUGGAUGGAUUGCCAUUAAAUUUUGUCCAGACAUUCAUCGUCCUGAGAAGAUGACUCUUAUUGACUUUGGUGAUCUCCUCACUUUUCACCUAGCAUGUAAUCUUCCCUUCAGGGUGACCUGUAAAAACUGUUUGCCCACAGAGCAUCACCAUCAGGUCACAGUUUUAAGUCAUCCAAAAUAAUUAGGUAACUAAUGACUGUACAUUGUGUUUAGUGCUCCUACUGCCACUAGUAGCGCUUGGUAUUUGGGACUAAAAGCUGCUCCUCCCUGUUCCUUUCUUUCCUCUGCACACACACACACACACACACACACACACACACACACUGUUAUAGUAUUAAUACCUACCAUAGGAUGACCUCUGUUCUGAGGGUGUUAGUGUGUUUUGAACCUGAAUAUUUAGUGCUGUCUUUUGAUGGAUGCUGUUCCUCCUCAAAAGCUUCUGAGUGUAUGUUGCAAUGUAGCCUACAGAUGCUGCUGUUUUCUGCAGUUUCAACGAUUCAGUGUUGUUGUAAUUUUAAUAAAUGUUUCUGAUUAAUUUAAAUAUUACUGUCUGA
Larimichthys crocea (large yellow croaker) is the source of this 2647-nucleotide messenger RNA. Its product is annotated as sterile alpha motif domain-containing protein 3. The transcript has 4 exons. The record is from RefSeq and is a predicted model, not a curated record. Bases 427 to 1737 code for a protein of 436 amino acids. Lineage: Eukaryota; Metazoa; Chordata; Actinopteri; Sciaenidae.